CAUCCACCCAGCCAGGCAGCCGUCUCGCCGAGCCGAGGUAGUGCGGGAGCGGAUCGGAUGCGGAUGGGGAUGCUGCUACUGUCGCUGUCUUCUCCGGCGCCCUUCUCGUUCUCUCUCCCUGCCGAGCUGACAUGUUUCUACUCCGCCUGCCUUGGAUCCAGCAGUGAAGCAGCCUCUCUCCACGUCCUGAACUUCUCGUCUCAGUGAUUUUUUUUUCCUCUUCCCCGCUCUCCCGGGUCUGAGGAGUGGAUGGGUGUUGAGCUCCGGGCAGAUUCAGCUGUGUGUCUCUGUAUGUGUGUAUGUGUCCGUUUGUGCGUGCGUAGAGGGAAAGGAGAGAUUUCUCAUUGAAAAAAAAUGUUGCAGCUCGAAUAAUUCGUCACUGUUGAAAAGGAAGCCGAGUUUUGCCGGGAGCUGCUGCCUUCCUCUUGUCCGUUUUAUCACUGGGUAUGUUAGUGACUGCCGGAAUGGGCCGGGAACUAAAUGGAUUUAGCUGAACUGCGAUCGAACGUGUUUUCUUAAUUGCUCUCCAGGGACCAACGCGAGUUACUUUUAAACAACCGCCGUGGCUGGCAAGGCUCUCACCUCUUACGGUGUAAUAACAGCCUCCAUCUCCAUGGGUUGGCUACAGGCUCCGACCCGGACAGUAACGGGAGCAGUCCUGCUUCUGUAACCCCGAAACACAGACACCUGUCUCUGACUUGAUAUCUUUUUAAAAAAAACACCAUUAGAUUUUCUCGUAGUCGACCGCCCUCUGCCCAAUUGGGGACCGAGGGGAUCACUGACGCUGGUCCCCGGGUGCCGGGAUUGCUGAACAGUGCGCCGAAGGCUGGAUAUGUUAACGUGAAGAUGGAUUGUGCUUAUCUGCUCUCGUGGUUGCUUACAGUUGUAGUAGAAGGCAUUUCUGCCCAGGGGGUGUACGCUCCACCAACUGUAAGUAUCAUGCACUCUGGUCAAGCAUGUAACAUUGAGGAAGAACGAUACACGGAGAGAGUGUACACAAUUCGGGAAGGAGAAACCUUGGAGCUUACUUGCCUUGUUCGAGGCCAUCCGCGGCCACAGAUCAGAUGGACCAAAACAGCAGGAAGUGCCUCUGACCGGUUCCAUGAUAACAGUGUUUUCAACGAGACCCUGCGGAUCACCAGAAUACAGCGCCACCAGGGAGGCCGCUACUACUGCAAGGCCGACAAUGGCUUGAGCACCCCUGCAAUCAAGUCCAUCCGAGUAGAUGUAUACUAUUUGGAUGACCCUGUGCUGACAGUACAUCAGAGUAUAGGUGAAGCAAAGGAACAGUUUUACUUUGAGAGGACUGUGUUCCUUCGGUGUUCAGUCAAUUCAAAUCCACCGGUCCGAUACAGCUGGCGUCGUGGAAGGGAAAUUCUGUCACAAGGAUCAGACAAAGGGGUGGAAAUCUAUGAGCCAUUUUUUACCCAGGGCGAAAUAAAGAUUCUGAAACUGAAGAAUCUUCGGCCCAAGGAUUACGCAAAUUACAGUUGCAUCGCGUCAGUCAGAAACGUUUGUAACAUCCCUGACAAGAUGGUCUCAUUCAAGCUCAGCAAUGCGACAGCUUCCCCUUCCAUCAAGCUGUUGAUUCCUGAGCAGAUAGUCGUGAACCCUGGAGAUUCGGUCUCAAUGGUGUGUGUCACAACCGGUGGGGAUCCCCCUCCUACUCUCACCUGGAUUAAAGCUAUUGGAUCUCUUCCUGAGUCGAGCGUCCUGAAGGGAGGGACUUUAACACUGCACUCGAUCAAUGCUGAUGAGGCCGGGGCAUACAGCUGCCUUGCCAACAACAACGUGGGCAACCCUGCUAAAAAGUCAAGUACAAUCACUGUAAGAGCUUUGAAAAAGGGCCGUUUCUGGAUUACCCCAGAUCCUUACCACGAUGAUGAUAACAUUCAGAUUGGGCGUGAGGUUAAAAUUUCCUGUCAGGUGGAGGCCAUUCCCCCAGAUGAGUUGACAUUCUCGUGGUUCAAGAAUGGACGUCCACUUCGGAGCUCGGAAAGGAUGGUUAUUUCCACAACGGAUCCUGAUGUCUCACCGGGCACAACUAGUCUGGACAUUAUUGACUUGAGGUUCACCGAUUUUGGGACAUACACUUGUGUAGCUUCGCUAAAUAGCAAGGUUGUGCCUGACAUCAGCAUUGAUGUCAAUAUAUCUAGCAGUACAGUUCCGCCAACGCUAUCUGUCCCAAAAGAGAAGUCUCUGAUGGUUGCUCGUGAAGCUGACACAGUGGAACUACAGUGCUUGGUUUCUGGGAAGCCAAAGCCCAUAAUCCUCUGGUCUCGCUAUGAUAAAGAGAAAGAGAAGGAACUUCCAAUGCCUGACGGCUCCAUGCAGAUGGAAAGUUAUGAUGGAUUAUUGCGCAUUGUGAAUGUGUCUAGGGACAUGAAUGGAAUAUAUAAAUGCCAAACGAGCCAGUACAAUGGAUUUAACGUGAAACCACGUGAAGCAGCUGUGCAGCUCAUCGUGCAAUACCCCCCAAGCGUGGAGCCCACAUUUCUGGAAAUUCGUCAGGGUCAAGGCCGGACCAUCACCAUGACCUGCAGAGUUCUGAAAGCAUAUCCGACUCGUGUGCUGGACUUUGAGUGGAAACUGGGAAAUAAAAUUCUAUUAACAGGGCGCUUCGAGUCACAGGAUUAUACGCAGAUCAGAGUAGACCAUCUCUCCAAAGACAAUUAUGGAGUUUACAGCUGCAGCAUCAGUAAUGAGGCCGGGGCUGGUACAUGCAGCUUCCUUGUGACAGGUAAAGCUUAUCCUCCUGAAUUCUAUUACGAUACACCCAACCCGCUUUGGCAAAACCGAGCCCGAGUCUAUUCCUACAUGCUACAGUGGACCCAGAUGAACCCAAAUGCUGUUGACCGUAUCCUAGCAUACCGUUUGGGGAUUAGGCAGACUGGCCAGCAGCGCUGGUGGGAACAAGAAAUCUCCAUGAAUGCAAUGAUCCAGACAGGGGAGUUAAUCACGCACAACCUCACAGAACUCCUAAAGCCAGAGGCCUACGAGGUUCGCCUGACACCUAUUACACGAUUCGGAGAAGGCGAUUCCACCAUCCGAGUCAUUAAGUACACUGACGCUCCCAUGACAAAUCCACAUUUGGGAGAAUUCAACUGUGCAUUUGAAAAUGAUAAGAUCUGUGGAUUCACUCAAGACCGGCUUGAUAAUUUUGAUUGGACAAGGCAAAGUGCUUCAACUAGGAAUCCAAAGUAUACUCCAAAUACAGGACCAAGUGCUGAUCGCAGUGGCUCCAAGCAAGGUUACUACAUGUAUAUAGAAACUUCUCGUCCUCGAAAGGAAGGUGAAAAGGCUCGGCUCCUGAGUCCUAUUUUCAGUACACUGCCGAAAAAUCCAUAUGGUUCGACGAACAGUGCUUACUGCGUGAGCUUCUACUAUAACAUGUAUGGAAAGCACAUAGGUACUUUGAAUCUUUUUCUACGAUUCAAAGGAUCGGCCAUAACCGAGAAUCUCAUUUGGAGUAUGUCUGGCAAUCAAGGUGAUCAGUGGCUGCAUGCAAGUAUCAACAUCAAUCCAAGUGGAACUUUUCAGCUGAUUUUCGAAGGCAUUCGGGGACCUGGUAUAGAGGGAGAUAUUGCAAUCGAUGACAUAACUGUAACAGAAGGGGAGUGUCGGAAAAUGGAUCAGCCUCACAACAAUUUGAAAACUGGUGGUGCAGUCUCUGUAUUAAUACAUAUGUGGCUGUUUUCAGUCACUCUUCUCAUCGCCAUGUUAAGCCAUCGAAGGUGACCUUAUUCUGGCAGAGGCUGUGAAAAGAUUCAUCAGGCAUUGCACAAAGAAUGAGUCUUUAUACAUGGACCUUCAAAAAUAAUUACCAAAGAUUCAUCAGCUGACUGCAGAUUCUGACAGUACAAUUGGUGAUUAAAAAAGCAUCAUGGGAGUGAGAAGGAUGCCAGAUUUGGGGAAAAAACAUACAAAAUAUUCCUAUGAAAAGUAGUCAACCCCAGAAGGAGAUUUUGUUAUUGUUGUUGUUGCUUUGGACGGAUUUCAAAAUACAACUGCAUCUUGAUUGGCUCUGAGUGAGCUUAGAAAAUUUGUCAAAGCACAAAUAUUUAGCUGCUUUAUUACAGCUGAAUGGAGAUGCUUGUCAACAAGAGGCAAAAAGGAUGACCGACAGAGAAAAAAAGUCCUACUGGAAACAGGGUAAAUAAAGUGCUGACAAUUACUCCCCAUGAGAAAUUUUCAGCAAAGCAUUAGAAAACUGUGGGGUUUCGUCCUCAGCUGCUCUUUCUGCUGUGAAUACAUGAUUUCAUGAUUGUCCAUAGCAAGUGUUUAAUUUCUUUCCUGUCCCUCCACUGUCAAAUUUGCUGUGCUUUAUUACAUGUUUGGUCUCUCUGCAUGCAUUUCUGCCCAUUGUAUGUGAACUGGGCACAAGCAGUACAUGGGCUAAAUAGGAUUUUGCUUGUGGCCAUAAGAAUACAACUGGUCAUCUGUCUGAAGUGAAGAAACCAAACCACCUUCUGUUCAUAACAUGCCAUAAAACCAAGUGCCUUCAAUUUGAAAAAAAUAUAUAAAAAUUGCCUGAAUCAUUUAAAUAGAAAAUACUUUGCACUGCUAACUUUGGAGUGUGUGUAAAACCUUUUGUAUAUAUGUUGCAGCCGAUUCCUACAAUUAACAGGCAAAGCAAGCAGCCACUGUAUGGUUCCUCCAAGCAGAGACUCGAGUUACAAUCAACGUCGUUCGGCAAGGCAUUCAUUAAAGCCAUCAAGGUGGUCGCAGCCUGUGAGCAUGUGAUUCUGUGGAAAAACAAAUAAUUCCACCACUUUGGCUGAUAUUGGGAGCAUCACUUUGUACAGAUAUUGAGUGCAAACACAAUGACCAGAGCAAAGAUCUCUAAAGGUGUGCAUAGCCCAGAGGAUUCAAACAAAUGACAGAUUGUACUUAUUUACCGUAAUUUCCAUUCAGAUUGAAAAAUAAUAAGCAAGCAGUGAAGAGCACUGUAGCAACAAAAUCACUGCUGAAUAACCCUGCAAUUUUUUAGGUUUGCAAGCACCAACUUUUCUUUGGGACUCAAGUCUUGACUGAAGACUACAAGAAGGCUACACCCCAUUAUCCAAAUCUGUGCCGAUUGUUAAAUCUUAUUUUAUUACGUUAGUGGGCAUGGAAAGCAUUGUGUUGCCUUUUGGAGCUCAAAAAGGACAAGAUUACACUGGAGUCACAGGAAAACACAUCAGACGUUAGCCAAGUGGUCUCAAACUGUUCUCCACCAUUCCUCAUCCUGCUGGUUUUAAAUUUCCAUGAUCUUUUUGUUUAAAUUAUUUGAUCUUUUAAAUUAAUUCAAGAAAUACUUUUUAGUCUAAAAUUGCAUAAUUGUACUCUCUGAAAUCCCGAGUAUUGACAAAAAGAAUUAUAUGCAAAAAUUUGGACUAGAGUUAUAAAAAAAAAUUCAUUGGAGCAUUAAUGUGAUUACUGAAUAUUGAUAUAAAAAGCACAAGAUGUAAUAAACAUUGAUGAGGCUUGAACUUUUACUUUAAAUUCCAUGGAAAGUUUGUCCAUUUUCAAGACUAAUGGCUGCAGAGAUGAUUUUACAUCCAUGUUCAAUAAACCUCUUUUCAGGUAUGGUGUGACUUAUUGCAUGUCUGAUUGCUAUUAUGGGAGAUUUUAAUUAAAACGGGAAGAUAAAAUUCAACUGGUUUCUAAAGCUUGCAGAUUCACUAUCGAUGAGCUGAAUUCUUUUGCUGAUUCCUGCAGCCACUUUCAUGCCUAGUAUGUUGCACUUGAUGUGAAAUUCUUCUAAUUAGCUCUCCAAACCUAUUUUGUAUUAAUGAGUUUUUUUAAUCUCAUCGUUAUAUCCAAUGUGAAGUGACAGAUUUCUUGCAGUCAUGAAUCCAGCUGUGCACAUGACCCUUUUCUAUCAUUUCCAUUUGCUGUUUUUUUUUGACUAAAAAGAACAUUCAGUUUACAAAGUUUGUCAGUUCAUUUGAAAUAAUAGUGUUCUUAUUGAAUAAUUGAAUAACCAGUGCUGGUCUCCUGUACUUAGAAAGCAAAUAGUGUUAGAGAAAGAACAUUUUCUUUUAUCUUUCUAUCAUAAAUCUGGGUCACUACAAAUAUCUUUAUCAGUGUGUUUUAAGUUGAAAUUUACAUCUUAUUUUUUGUUCUUUAGCCAGAAUUAGUCACAAAAGCAGCUAAUGAUAAAAAUGAUAGCUGAAGCAUAGACAAUACCAUGGAUUUUUUGUACAGUCUUUUAAACCCCAGUUGGCGUGGACCAGUAGUCACAUUGAAAUUGCAGUUAUCACUUUUCUCAGGCCAUUUAUACAUCUAUA
This is a messenger RNA of Hypanus sabinus (Atlantic stingray), 6272 nucleotides long. RefSeq names its product MAM domain containing glycosylphosphatidylinositol anchor 2a (gene mdga2a). The transcript has 17 exons. The record is from RefSeq and is a predicted model, not a curated record. Gene Ontology annotation, biological process: homophilic cell-cell adhesion. The coding region runs from base 847 to 3738 and encodes 963 amino acids. Gene Ontology annotation, molecular function: protein binding. Lineage: Eukaryota; Metazoa; Chordata; Chondrichthyes; Myliobatiformes; Dasyatidae. Gene Ontology annotation, cellular component: plasma membrane.